Messenger RNA from Lindgomyces ingoldianus, 1528 nucleotides. RefSeq lists its product as uncharacterized. The coding region runs from base 216 to 1343 and encodes 375 amino acids. Lineage: Eukaryota; Fungi; Ascomycota; Dothideomycetes; Pleosporales; Lindgomycetaceae. The transcript has a single exon. The record is from RefSeq and is a predicted model, not a curated record.
CACAACUACGAAGGGUUGUUCGAAACUUGAAAGACAUUCUUAGCUUCCAAGGUUAGUGCCGCUCGUCACCUGAUUUUGUUUCGCAUUGCGACCGACGAAAUACGGCCCUACCAAUUUCCCGUCUUGCCUUUCAUUUAUACUUCAUUUCGGCCCCCAUACUUAUACAACGCCUCACAACUGCACGCGCUCCCUAACCUUUCCGUACUCCUCUCCAAAUGUCGUCUUCCGCCACAUACCCACCAUUUUCUCCCGUGGACACGACGACACCUAACCACCUGGUCAAGGACGAGGUCGAGUCGCCAAGCAUCUCUAGUACCAACGCCCUUGCGCGGUUUGAGUUCGAGGCCGGCCAUGGGAGGGAGGGCACUAAGAUACUCAUGGUUGAAUGGGAGGAUGACGACACGACGCGUGGGAUUCGCGGCGACUGGCACAUUUCGUGGGAAGGCAAGACAACAGUUCUGCCUGCAGACGACCAGCCGAGCAACGACAUCAACCGCAUGUACUUUCUACUGCCACCAGGGGUAGCAGUCCCCUCCAUCGUAACGCUUACACACCGGCCACAGGAUGGAAUCAAGACACCCGUAGUGUGGCACACAAAUCCGCUCCCCGCUAUAUUCCCGCCUGAAUUAGGGGCGUCAGCCCGUGCAGCCGGUAAGAAGGGAAUUCUUCACACAAUAUGGGCGAAGAAGAGGCUGCAGGUCCUGCAAAGGGAGAUUGAAACCGAGUCCAGGAACAACGUUGAGGGGAUAGGCUUUCUGAUGGCAGUGCAAGAGAAGGAGUGGAUCGAGCAGACCUUUGGCGUUACCGCGAAACCCAUCGGGCUCAGCAUCUCACUGGCUGAACCCACGGUGGCACCGUUAGGACCUGCAAGUCCCAGAUCUCCAGGUGGAGGACGGCUGAUGGAGAAGCUCCGAGGAUUGAAGCUCGGUACCAGCGAGAAAGAUCUUGCCUCGAAAUCAGACCUUGGUGAAAUGCUGCACUCCAACCCGCUGUCUCCCGAGUCUUCGGAUGUGGCGGUUUCCUCUUUCGCUGCAUUCAAAGGCGCAAAUCCUUCUGUGCUCGCAGCAAAACCCCCACAACCUCCACAAGCGACUAGAAAGCUGGCGUCUCAUGGCCCGCCACCUUCGGUAGUUGCACAACAGCAACUUUCCGGUAUGGCGUCCCUCAACGCAGUCACAGCCCCGGCUUUUCAAUCUCGGGGGCCACCGUUACCAGAUGAUGAUAAGGAUGAUGGUCUGUUUGCUCUUCCGAUUUCUCCGCGCAGUCCAGAAAUGAGCAAGAGUCCCUUUUCAUUUGCGGGCAAUGAAACGGCGAAGUAUUUGAAGGGGGAGCGAGCAGUGUAGGGAACCUAUGAAGGUCAUUCUGGAGUAAUGGAGUUCGGCAUUCUUAGGGUACUUUGAAGGUCUGAUUUCUGGGAGCAAGUGUAAUGCCUUUGAUGAUACCUAGAGUAAAUAGUGAUGGCUGAGUAACUUCCAACUUCCAACUCAGAGGAUACGGGAACGAUAGCCAGAUAUGAAAAGCUUUUCGC